Messenger RNA from Australozyma saopauloensis, 1428 nucleotides. RefSeq names its product Tip41p (gene TIP41). The record is from RefSeq and is a predicted model, not a curated record. The transcript has a single exon. Bases 1 to 1428 code for a protein of 475 amino acids. Gene Ontology annotation, cellular component: cytosol. Gene Ontology annotation, biological process: TOR signaling. Lineage: Eukaryota; Fungi; Ascomycota; Pichiomycetes; Serinales; Metschnikowiaceae.
AUGACCGAUUCACCCCCAAUUCGAUUUCAGUCUAUUCCUGACAUACACAAUACACAAGGAAUUGAGCCUCAAUUUGAAGCUGUAACGCCACCAGAUCGAAACCCUAUUUCUUCAAAACCUUUCAAAUUUAUUUGUUCUCCUUCGAAAUUUCAAGUCACCUUUCUAUACACCCUUCUUAUCUACCCCAGCCUUCGAUUCCAGAUCAUCCUAAGUUCUUCUACAACAACGAUGUCGGAGAGCAAUAAUCAAAACAAACCCCCUUCUGCUCCGGUCAGUCUCGGAAUCUCUGCCCUCCAAAUCAACCAGGCCCGGGAGAUGGUCUCGCUUCACACAAGAAACAGAAACCCAAAUCUUCUGACCACCAGCUCCGAUCUCCAUGCCCGGAUUGCCUCGCAGAAAACUCCAGCAGCUGGAUUACGGUCAACGGAAGGCACUGGCCAAAAUCUGGCUCAAAAAGGAGUGUUUUCGGCUCCAAAAAGCCAUUUCAGUGCACAACUGAACUUUCCCUCAAAAGUCUCGGUUCCGGCAAGAAACCAUUCGGGAGAAUGUAGAAAUCCACAAUGUGACGGCUGUGGUACUGUGAUUAUUCCGCUGCCCAAGGCGAGCUUCCCCUUUGAGGAGAAACCGUCGAUUACUGUUAAUGAAUGGAGCAUCUACACCCAUAAGGGUCCUAUCUGUCUGUCCGACGAACUAGAUCACUUGAAUGACACCCGCUAUGACUUUCCGCUUCCAGAAAUGAUUUUCGGUGGAAAUAAGGUGCGUCUUGUGCAUGAUCCAUCCGGAUCUGUUGUAGAAUUCAAUACUUUAGAUGCAUUGGACUCUUUGGCACCCAAAGCAGACUUUAAAGUUGCGUACUAUAAGGAGUGGCUCAGCACAAGGCCCAAGGCCAUGGAUGACGCGGAAUUGACCUCGCUGGAUGAUGUGGCAGACCAGCGCCUGGGUCCAGAUUUGGAACUGGUCAAGCCAUACGACUGGACAUACUCUACAAACUAUAGAGGAACUCUCGUACAGGGCAAUGCUCGCGCUACUGAUGAAGAGAUUCCAAUGGACCGGUUGCUCCGCCAGGAUCCCAUUUUGUUUUACGAUGAAUCUGUAUUGUUUGAGGACGAGCUAGGUGAUAACGGAAUAGCCAUUUUGUCUACGAAGAUCCGUGUCAUGCACACAUGUCUUCUCUUGCUCUGUCGCUUUUUUAUGCGUGUGGAUGAUGUGGCCUUCCGGAUCAGAGAUACUCGUGUGUUCAUUGACUUGGAGACAAAUAAGGUGUUGAGAGAGUACAAAGUGCAGCAGUCCCUGUUUGAGGAUGUGCUCAAGAAAAUCAGCGGCCGUACAUCGGAUCCGAAGAAGCUUUUUCGGGAUUCAAAUUGGGUAGCACAGAAUAUCCCGGUUCUUAGUCGCGAGGUAGAGAUCAUCGAUCUCGAACAGAAAUAG